Molecule: messenger RNA, 1711 nt
Organism: Oncorhynchus masou masou (cherry salmon)
Lineage: Eukaryota; Metazoa; Chordata; Actinopteri; Salmoniformes; Salmonidae
Gene: rps24
Product: ribosomal protein S24
Exons: 5
Coding region: 69-467 (132 amino acids)
Biological process (GO): translation
Cellular component (GO): ribosome
Molecular function (GO): structural constituent of ribosome
Source: RefSeq, a predicted model, not a curated record
UCAGGCAUUUGGUCGGCCAGCUUCGGGCCCUUCCUCCUUUUCCGCAUCCCUGAGAGGCUGAUGCCAAGAUGAACGACACAGUGACAGUCAGAACCCGGAAGUUUAUGACAAACCGGCUGCUUCAGAGGAAGCAAAUGGUUGUUGAUGUCCUCCAUCCAGGCAAAGCCACAGUCCCUAAAACUGAGAUCAGGGAGAAGCUGGCCAAAAUGUACAAGACCACCCCCGAUGUGGUGUUCGUCUUCGGCUUCAGGACACAGUUUGGUGGUGGCAAGACGACAGGUUUCGCCAUGGUCUAUGACUCUCUCGACUACGCUAAGAAGAACGAGCCCAAGCACAGACUGGCCAGGCACGGUCUCUAUGAGAAGAAGAAGUCCUCCAGAAAACAGCGCAAGGAACGCAAGAACAGAAUGAAGAAAGUACGAGGUACCAAGAAAGCCAGUGUGGGUGCUGCUGGCAAAAAGAAAUGAGGUCUGUUCCAGGUAUUAAGCAAAGCGGGCAUGGCGUGCUGUUAUUCAUGUGUUGAAAUGAACAUAGACUAUUAUAUCCUGGUAGCGCUAGUUGAGACCGGUCUCUGCAUGUCUCACCUGUAGUCUUUCCACAACCUUUUAUCUACCAAUACCAACCUUCCCUCUUCAACCCACCCUAUUUCCCUAAACUCCUAAAGUUACCCUGGCUGUUGGUACUUAUACCCUGACAAAUAAUCUUAUAUCCACUAACGUCAUCAACUUAAAGAACGUUUAAAUUACACUACUACUUUGCUACUAAAGGUUACUAUUCUUAUUCUGCUGUUAAACUAUUACAUCUUUGUAUUUGUCAACCGCUGAGUACAGUUAUGCUAACAUGCAGUACAAGUGGUGGCCUCCGGUUGUCAUGUAAUAAAGCAAGUCUAGAGUGAUGCAUUGGAUAAUAAGUUAUAACCAACUGCUGUCUGUGUGAGACAACUGAACCACAUGUCCACUUAUACAACUUUUCUGAAACAUUAACCUUCAUUUCAUUUAGGCAUGUAUUUAAUUUAAUGUUCUUUUAUAUAUAUUUUGAUGUUUUAUUAUACUAGACUGACAAAUAAAUUGGUAUCUUCGCUGAGUUGAAAAAUGUAAGAUGCACUAUGCAGAAAGUUUGCCUAAUUUCAGUUUGUGACAAAACAAGGAAGUAUUGUCGAAUCAUUUUACCAUCUAAACCGCUGUGAAAUAUAUUUUCUAUAACCAUAAAAUAUUGUGUUUUCGGCAGUUUGAAGCUGGUGUACAAAACCAAAAGUAAGACACAAACCGAACUUGGGAAGCAUUGAAAUAAUGCACAUAAAACAGAUCUACUGCUUCUUCGACUUGCUUUCAAUGAGUGACAGAUCUAUAACACAUUUCUGUGAAUUUGGUUGGUUGCCCAAAAAGUUUCAUUGCAGCUUCAUCUGUAAUUUUGCAGUUGAAAUUUUGGUGCAUUUACUAUAACCAAUGUGUAGGUUGAGCCCACGUCCCUAGCAAAUGCAUCUGUUCCCACACCCAAUUUCAAUACUAUUACCCUCCUUCAAACCCUCAGCCCAAAAAUUUGUUGACCCCCCCCUUGAGUAUAGUGGUGGAUAGAUUGUGAACUUCUGUUUUGCAGAUGAACUAAAUUCCCUUCCUCUGUUUUCCUACAGUGAGCCCGGAGAAUCAGGGAUGGUCCUCGUGCUCAAGAUGUUCUUGUAUAUUGUCAUCAAAUAAAACAUUUGGAAAAGUUA